GAAGAGGACAUGCCUCCCUUCAUACCUUACAGGAACAAAUAUAAACGCACACUUUUACUGUUUCUUUGUAGGCUGAAUUAGCAUGCACUGAUGUGGGACUGUACACGCUUUUUAUUUCAGAUUAGUGCCUACGGCUAUAUAUGACAUUGGAACAGAUCUAAAAAUCCCCAGCACUGCAAAGCAGAAGUCUUGAAAGGCAAAUCACAUCUCUCGUUUGCGCGCGGUUACUCGUUCUGUUACGUGUGUGUGAGAGGCAGAGUGAACAAGUCAAGGACAGAGAGAGAAAGUGUAGUGGGGAAAACAUCAGACAAGACAUCAACAGUUACAGGUGCUGCCAAGCUUCACCUAGGACCCUGCGAUGCCACGCUCAUUCCUGGUCAAAAGCAAAAGGGUGUGGUCUCGCACCCGACGCCUCACACACUGCCGCUCGCAGCCCAAGGAUGGGCCAUUCUGCUCGCUCCAGGAAGUAAAAAUGCCUCAGAGAAGCCCCUCCCCGGAUGUGGCCAGACAGUUCCAGUCUGCCCCAGCAGAUCACCGCAAUGCCCCAGCGCAUGUUCCCAUGACAACUGGCCUUGAUCCUGGUGCAAAAGCUAAUUCAAGCUGGACCACAUUGCCCAUGGCACCCAGAUGUCCUCCUAACGGGCCAGCCCAUCCUGAGCUGCCCUGGUCCUCCUUUGGGCCUGCUGGGUUAGAGAGGGAGAUGGAGUUGGAGAGGCUGGUUCACGCUCUGCUUACCUACAGGCAACACAUUAAUCUCAAGGUCCCCCUCUGUGAGUGCCCCCUCUGUGAGAAGGUACUCUCCUCUGCAGUAGGCCUAGUAACGCACCUGCGUAGGUCACAUGUCAGCAGAAUCCCCCUCCCAUUGGCUGGCUCAGCCAACUGUUCUGACCAGUCUUAUGACUUUCAGCGGACCACAGGAGUCUAUGGCAGGACCAAGGAGCGUAGUUUUGGCUGUAAGGUGUGUGGGAAGGUGUUCAAGCGCUCCUCCACCCUCUCCACUCAUCUGCUCAUCCACUCGGACACGCGACCCUACCCCUGCCAGUACUGCGGCAAGCGCUUCCACCAGAAGUCCGACAUGAAGAAGCACACUUUCAUACACACAGGGGAGAAACCUCACGUGUGCGUGGUGUGUGGGAAGGCCUUCAGUCAGAGUUCCAACCUCAUCACCCACAGCCGCAAGCACAACGGAUACCGGCCCUUCGCCUGUCACCGUUGCUCCCGAUCGUUCCAGCGUAAAGUGGAGUUACAGCGCCACCUGGAGCAGAACUGUGGCAACAGCAGCAGCGGCAGUACGGCUACCUCUAACAACUAUCCUCCGAAUUGAACUCUGUUGUGUGCGCACAUCGCACAAGCACAUGCAAACAUUCAAAUAUAAUUGUAUAUUGUAAAACAAACCCAUCGCAGCCAUACCGAAAACAUUUUCUUCUGUAUCUGUAUGAUUCCUCCUGUGUGUGCCAUUUGCUUGAAAACACCCUCUUCUCUAGUAUGGGUACUUCAUAAAGAAAAAACCCUCUUCUCUAA
Clupea harengus (Atlantic herring) is the source of this 1521-nucleotide messenger RNA. RefSeq lists its product as uncharacterized. Gene Ontology annotation, molecular function: DNA-binding transcription activator activity, RNA polymerase II-specific; RNA polymerase II cis-regulatory region sequence-specific DNA binding. Gene Ontology annotation, biological process: regulation of transcription by RNA polymerase II. The record is from RefSeq and is a predicted model, not a curated record. NCBI's taxonomy places the organism in Eukaryota, Metazoa, Chordata, Actinopteri, Clupeiformes, Clupeidae. Gene Ontology annotation, cellular component: nucleus.